Messenger RNA from Ctenopharyngodon idella (grass carp), 3851 nucleotides. RefSeq lists its product as uncharacterized. The transcript is spliced from 3 exons. NCBI's taxonomy places the organism in Eukaryota, Metazoa, Chordata, Actinopteri, Cypriniformes, Xenocyprididae. Gene Ontology annotation, molecular function: GTP binding. Bases 1591 to 3288 code for a protein of 565 amino acids. The record is from RefSeq and is a predicted model, not a curated record.
UGCUCGUACCCUUGUUGUACAUUCAUUCGUACAAUGGUAUUUUUACCAGAUAAGAACUCAUGAAGAAUUUAAAAAAAUGUGUAAAGGUGCCAAAACCAGGAAUUCUUCUAUAACACACACAAACGAAGAUCUGCUGCAAGACGACAGAUCCGACAUCUGUACAGAACUGUAAUGAGCACCUAUGAUGAAAAACAAGGUAUGUGUAUGUUUGAACAUUUUGUCCUUUUUAGGAUCACAUCUUGUGACAUAAUGUCCUGUUUGGGUUCAUUUAGAUGUCUUUAUGUGUUGCAUUCAUAUAUGUGCACUGUUUGCAGUAAAUGACUGAGGUGCCCUGGAGCAAGCCGCCUAACCACCAGUAGUUCCCUGGGUGCCACAGAAAAAAAUGGCUGCCCACUGCUCUGUGGGUGUAUGUCCACGGUUUGCAGUGUGUCUGUGACUGCUCACUAUUCCUAGUGUGUGUGUGCAAACAGGAUGGGUUAAAUGCAGAGGACAAGUUCCGAGUGUGGGUUACCAUACUUGGCCAUCACAUGUCACUUCACUUUAUACAACACAAGCUUGUAUAGUUCACACAAAAACAGAAAACAGUGAACUGUUUAUUUAUUUAUUUGCAUUUCUGAAUUUUUCCAAACACUUAGGCCCAGUUUCACAGACAAGGCUUAGCCUAAGCCAGCAUUAGACCUUAGUUCAAUUAGGAUAUUUAAGUAGCUUUUAUAAAUGUACACUAGAAAAAACACAUUACUGGUGUUCAUCUUGAGACAAAACAAUGGCACUGACAUUAUUUUAAGAUAUUUUAAGAUAUGUCAGCUCAAACAUGGAUUUUAGUCUGGGACUAGCUUAAGCCUUGUCUGUGAAACCGGGGAUCAAUUUUUCCUGUAAUCUCCUCCAGCUUUUUACUGUAACAAACGUUCACUCAGAUCUAAAUUUUAUACAAAAGUGUUAGUGUGUGCUGAAAUGUUGCAGUUCUUACUGAGACAAGCAGAAGGAUUUCUGCAGUUACUUCAAUAUUAUUAGUGCAAACUAAAAGGAAAGAGUCUUUACUACAAUCAUUUCAGUGUCAUUGUGAAGAUAAUUCUGUGAAAGUUUCAGACAGCGUAUUGAGGAAAAAUACAUAAUUUGUGAUAAAAAGUUAUUUUUUUUUUAACAAAUUAAAACAAAAAGUAUAUUAGAACAUGUUAACCUUAACUAGAACCUAUUCAUUUGUACUCAUUUAGCACAAAUUAGAAAGCUCACCUGAUUGUUCUAAUCAGAACAGAAACAGAGAUUUUAAAAUCUGCCUAGAUACAAAAGAUUCUGUGAAUUUCCCAUUGGUAAAAACAACAAUAACAACAAUGAGGUACUGGUUAAACAGGAAGUGGAAGAAAAGUCAUGUGAGACUUUUCAUGUAAGAAAAGGCAGACAGAGAGUCACUCCCCAGGUUCUUGUGUGGUUUAAUUUUCUUUAAUCCAUAGUAUAUUUAACAAUUUAAAUAAGUUAAAUAUCCAAUAUAUUAAUUACAUUAUUGGCAGGACACAGAUGGAGUGAUUGUCCUGAGUUAAUUCAUCUACAGAGAAGUGAUUGUUCUCUCUCCAUGAAAACUAGACAUCUGAUACAAUGUUUAACAUGAGAGAGAAAGGCAUCUUGGAGUACGACCAAAUUGAAGAUUUACACAGAUCACGUCAUGAUGCCACUCUAAUGAAUAAAGGUUCUCCAGCGCUUUACCAACUGAACACUGAAAUAAAAUAUAUUGAUGGGAUUGAUAGAAAGGUCAGGCAAUUGACUUAUGGACGAAGAGACAGAAACAUGCAGAACAGAGUCAUACUGAUGGUGGGAGAAACCGGUGCUGGGAAAAACACCAUCAUCAACACCAUGAUCAACUACUUACUGGGAGUGAAGUUUGAGGAUCAAGAGUUUUAUCAAAUCACAGAAGAAACUGAAGAACAUUUCCAGACAUCUGCAGUCACUGUUUACGAGGUGUUUGUUGAAGAAAACCCAACAUCUCUGACCAUCAUUGACAUACAGUGUACACCAGGAUACGCAAACACUGAAGAAAAUGAGAAAGAUGAAGAGAUUUCUGAGUAUCUGAGCAGAUUAUUUUCAGAUGAGGAUGGGAUUCAUUAUAUCGAUGCAGUGUGUUUUGUGAUGAAGGCAUCUGAAAAUCGAAUCUCUGACAAAGAGCUUUACAUAUUUCACUCAGUUCUGUCUCUGUUUAGUAGAGAUAUAGAGAACAACAUAGUGUUUCUUCUCACACAUUCAGAUGGAGGACGUCCAACAGAUGCUCUCAAAGCCAUUAAGAAAGCAGAAAUACCCUGCAGAAGAGAUGAAGACAAAGAACCUGUUCACUUCUUAUUCAACAACCGACAGAAAGAGAAAAGAGAUGAACAAUAUGAGCAUAUGUACAGAUCAGCCUGGGAAAUGGGAGAUGAAAGCAUGAAUGAGUUCUUCACACUCCUGGAAGAAAAGAACAGAAAAAGUGUUCAGAUGACAUUAGAUGUUCUGAAUGAGCGAAGACAACUUGACGCCUGUGUCUCUAAUCUGAUGGACCGAAUCAAUGAGAAGGAUCUAAAACUAAAAGAACUCAAUCAGAUUCAGAAAGCCCUCAGACAGAACAGAGACAAGAUUGAGAGAUGUAAAAAGGUUGAGUUUACAGUCUACAGAAGUUUCAAAGAAAAAGUCCCCAUUGUAAAUGAAUGGUGGUGGAACAGAAACGCAACCUGCUGCUCCGUCUGUCUGGAAAACUGUCAUGAAUGGGAAUGCUCAUCGGCAAUAGAUGCCUCAUGGUGUUCAGUCAUGAAAAACAGCCACUGCACUGUGUGUCCAGGGAAAUGUCAUUAUAGCAAGCAUGUCAGAGAGAACAAAAAAUAUGUAACAAAGGUGAAGGAAGUUGAAAUGACAUUUGAUGAGCUCAAACAGGAGUAUGAACGCACCGGUGAAAAGCCUGAAACAAGCUUUGACAAAACAAAAUACGAAGAAACUAGAAAGGAACAUAAAAGAAACAUGAAAGAGUCUGAGAAGAAAAGAAAAAUAGAAGAAAAACUGAUCAGUGAUCUGGAGAACAUUAAAAAUGAAAAAUCAAUCCUGCUGCGUGAAGCUUAUAUGACCAUCAUGAGUCUGUCUAAGAUCACAUUAAAAUUAGACAGCUCUUCCACUCUUCAACAUCUGGAUUUCUUGAUUCCCAGACUGAAGGAGGAGGAAGAAGAUGAAUGGAUGAAGAACCUGGAGGAUCUGAGGAAAACUGGAGAAGAGCAGAAAAACAAGGGGGCUUUACGGCAUGUGAUGGAUUUUUUCAGUUAUUUAACUGGUAAAAAAUAACAAAUGCAACAAAUCUGAAAAUACAAAAUGAAAAAGCAGAACAGAUGAUAAUUCACUGAUGAGAGGGUUCCAUAAGUUUCAUUAUGAUUUUACUGAACAUAUGAAAUUUCUUUAGAGGCUAAUGCUGCCCAUCCUGAGGUUAUCAGAGACGUUCACCAGCUCCAGUUUGGACCCGGCUUAAAUAUAUCGAUGGACUCAACAAGACUGACAGAUAUUAUCCUUAUGUUGCGAUCAUUACGAUCACAAGUUGUAUUAAUGUAUUGCAAUAAUGAUUCAUCAUGUUGUCCGUUUAACUAUACAUAUGGUAUCUUAGAGUUAUCUGUUAUUGUCAUAUAGACAUUUUUUUAUUUAUUAAUUCAACAGGAUGAUAAAAUGUUCUUUUGAUCGAAUUGAUCGUCGUCAGAUUGGGUUGUAUUAAUCUGGCGACCGUUACUACAGUAAGACCUAAGUUUGUGUUUACAGCCUAUUUCAGUCUUUCAGAAUUUCAUGUUUAAUUCAGUGUGUUACUUGCCAUUUCUUUGUAAUUAAUUGUAUACAUUUUUUGAGUGAAAAUUGUUUCUACA